This is a messenger RNA of Talaromyces rugulosus, 1410 nucleotides long. RefSeq lists its product as uncharacterized. Lineage: Eukaryota; Fungi; Ascomycota; Eurotiomycetes; Eurotiales; Trichocomaceae. Gene Ontology annotation, biological process: protein lipoylation. The record is from RefSeq and is a predicted model, not a curated record. Gene Ontology annotation, molecular function: lipoyltransferase activity. The transcript is spliced from 3 exons. Gene Ontology annotation, cellular component: cytoplasm; mitochondrion. Bases 1 to 1410 code for a protein of 469 amino acids.
AUGCGUCCAACACGGCUCUCGCCAUGCAUGUUCUAUCGCCGGAUAGUCUGCCAGAGCCCGCGCUCACGCUCGCAGCGAGCAAUAUCUUCCCUGUCGCACUUUGCCGAGGUAGCUAAUCGCAGCUCGUCCAAACACCAGAUUUACCGCUCGCUGUCACAAGAUCCGUUCGUGAACCUCUCAAUCGAGCAAUACCUCCUUCAGAAGACACCCGAGGACUCAAAUGUGCUUUUUCUAUAUGUCAAUCGACCUUGCGUGGUAAUUGGCAGAAACCAAAACCCCUGGCUCGAGACGAAUCUUGGGUCGCUGGCCAAACACGGCUCGCCGGAACAGGCCACCACUUCUUCUACAACCCCAAUUGACAAUGUACUAUACGUUCGACGGCAUUCUGGCGGUGGAGCGGUGUUUCACGAUGGCGGCAAUCUGAAUUACAGCGUCAUUUGUCCCCGGGAUGUUUUCACGCGAGACCGACAUGCAGAAAUGGUUGCGCGCGCGUUGCAGCGCAUUGGCGCCGUCAACGCCAAAGUCAACGAAAGACACGACAUUGUCUUGACCCAACAACCAAAAGAAAAAGCUGCGCGACAAACAGCCACCGCAGGAAGCCAGGACCCGCCGCCAGAUGAGGCUGUGAUUCCGCAAGCACUGAAAAUAUCCGGCUCGGCGUUCAAACUCACGCGCAGUCGGGCAUUGCACCAUGGAACCUGUCUGCUGGACUCGCCCAAUGUCCACAAUCUAGGCGCCUUUCUCAGGUCUCCUGCUCGACCGUACAUCCUCGCAAAGGGUGUUGGCAGCGUCCGGUCCCCCGUUGGAAACGUGUCGUCGGCGCUCAGCGGCCCCUUUUCUAUCGAAGCAGUGAUAUCCAGCAUAAUAGACGAAUUUUCUCGCCUGUACCAAACGGGAGACAAAGUACUCGCGCAGACUAAGGAUUCUCCGCAGCAGGACGAGCAGCUGCGUGUGGGCGAUGACUGGGUUGCGGGCACUGUGGGAGAAGCACUCGUCCGAGAGAUACCGGAUAUCCAAACAAUCACUUCAAUGUUGCAGUCCCUCGAUUUUAAAUUCCUGCAAACACCGGAAUUCACAUUCUCGACCUUUCCCACCGAAGCUGACCCCCGCGAUCGACCUCCCUUGCCAUCAUCUCUUCCUCACUCGACAAAAAUAUCCAUCCGAGCCAAAAAAGGCUCCAUCGUCGAAACCUCGAUAUCCACAUCUUCUGAUGCGGAAAUCGCCAAACAGCAAGAGAGCCAGAGUCAGCAAUUGCUCAACGGAAAAAACUUGCAUGAGAUGGACAGACAGGCCUGGAAUGACGUUCUUCAGACUGUCGUGUCUAUUGAUGAUGGACUGCUUGAACCGACAGAGCAGGUUGUCGAGCUUGUUACUGAUUUUGUGUGUCAUAAAUUUGGGGUUUCUGUGUGA